Molecule: messenger RNA, 1916 nt
Organism: Hydra vulgaris (swiftwater hydra)
Lineage: Eukaryota; Metazoa; Cnidaria; Hydrozoa; Anthoathecata; Hydridae
Product: endosomal/lysosomal proton channel TMEM175-like
Molecular function (GO): potassium channel activity; proton channel activity
Source: RefSeq, a predicted model, not a curated record
UUUAUUUCUUCUAGCUAAUUGUCAUACGGAAACUGAAUACCAAGAUUUGCCGUGGACAUAUAUCAUCUCUACCGACCUUCAAGAAACAAAUACAGAGCUAAAAAUAUUUUCUUCUAUAAAAAAAAUGUCCAAAGGUGACCUUCCUAAUCAAAAGGAGAUAAUUAGAACUAGGACAAAGCACAAGCAUCUAGAAGAACACUAUGAUGAACAGCUGGAUGAAAUGUUACCAGAAAAUCAUCAUCGUGGUGACAUUGUAUCUUCAAAUCGAAUGCUUGCAUAUUCCGACGCUGUCAUGGCAACUUGCGCAACGUUUUUAGUUCUUCCCUUCAGAAACUUAAAAGUAAUCGAAGAGUUAAAAAGAAAUAACUCAACAUGCAAUUUAAGUAGGAAUUCAACAAAGAACUCAACAUUUAAUCUAAAUGAAUACUAUGAAAACAAUAUAUUAUCAGUCUAUUUUUGUCAUAACUACACAGAAUUCAUUAUGUUUUUUAUUGGGUUUUUAAUCGUUCUUUCAAUUUGGGAAAAUAUGAACAUCAGAUCACUUGUGAUCAAAAGAGUGGAUGACUUUAUCUUAACUUUGGUUAUUUUUGAAAUGUUAUUGACUUCUUUUCUUCCAUUUUCGUUAGCAUUACAAGGACAUUAUCCUGAUCAAAAAUCUUCGAUUAUCAUAACAUGCGUUGUUUUAGGCAUUCUUCAAAUUAUUGACAUUGGAAUAGUAUUGUAUUCACUUCAUUCACCAAAACUGCUUCAUAUUGAUUUAAAAGUGUGGUCACAAUCUGAUCUUCAAGAACUAACUCUAAUAAUGGUUUUCAGACCAUUAAUUAGUUUCUUCAUAGUAAGCAUCGGUGGGGCACUUUGCAUAGUUCAUUAUGGAGCAUCAUGGGCAUGUAUUGGUUUACUAACCUUAAUGCCAACUAUUCGCAAGUUUUACUGGUAUAUGCGUCGAAGAAUGAAUAAAUUUGCAAAAACAACAAAGGAUACUUUUUUGUUGCAUUUUUCAAAAGGAAGCGUACCAAAAGAACGAGUUGAAAUAAUGUCCGACGCUGCUGUUGCUAUUGUUGCGUGUAUUGUUAUUCUUGAUAUAACUGUCGAAGAAUUUCCGAAAAAAGAUGAAGUUAAAAAAGAAGGUCUUAACAACAUUUUGAGUCACAUGCAGCCGGAAUUUUUAACGUUUCUUGGCACGUUUUGUUUGGUUUCAGCCCUGUGGUACAUCAACCACACAGUCCUUCAUUUGUUCAAAACUGUGAAUUCAAUUGCGCUGUAUUUUCAAAAAUUUUUUCUUGUUUUUGGUUGUCUGUGUCCUCUUGCAGGAACCAUGCUUUUAAAAUACGCAACAAAAGGAAAUUAUAACUCCACAAUAGCCAUUAGGUUCUCUGCUUUAAUUGUAUUUUUUUCAAGUUUAGCUAAUUUUUUUAUGUUAUUAUACGGUUUAUUAUCCAAAACUAAAUUUCUAUAUGACUGGGCUUCCUGGAUGCAUUUCAAAACCAAUAAACAGCAGCACUUUUAUACUUUAGUUAAAACGUUGAAUAUACCAUUUUGGUCUUUGAUUUGUACGUUUGGCACUUUAGGAUCGUCAAAGGCAGCCCCUUACGUAUUGUACGUAACUGUUCUUGCAGUGCCUUGUUCAUUUUUUGUGUCAAAAUUAAUUCUUAUGAAUCACAUAGGUAAAGCUGCUGUUUAUUUCACACACUCUAUUAUACGUAAGUUAACGUCCAAAAGAAAUAAACCUAAGCGAAAUAAAAACGAACAAAUGUCGCUUGAUCCAAUCAAUCACAUAUCGUGAAUAACUCAACUUAUCUCAUACAAUUAUCUCACGACUCAAUUUAUUUUUCGAUUUAUGUUUUAAUUUAUUCUUCGAUUUAUGUUUACAAAGAACCUUUUAUUAUAACAACAGAAUACCAAUAAAAAAAUUAUUU